Messenger RNA from Hydractinia symbiolongicarpus, 3650 nucleotides. Its product is annotated as transcription termination factor 2-like. The transcript has 24 exons. Bases 155 to 3256 code for a protein of 1033 amino acids. The record is from RefSeq and is a predicted model, not a curated record. Gene Ontology annotation, molecular function: ATP binding; ATP-dependent chromatin remodeler activity. NCBI's taxonomy places the organism in Eukaryota, Metazoa, Cnidaria, Hydrozoa, Anthoathecata, Hydractiniidae.
CAAUGUGAAGUUAAAAAUUAACAGAAAAGCUUGAGUUAAGAAACCUUUGUUACUUUUUCACACGUCAUGAUUUACUUAAAUGACGGACUGCUACCCGGUGUUAAAUGAAGUUAUCGCCAAACCGAAAGUGUUUUGGAUUUGUUGUUGAAGAAGAAUGGCGGGAGUUUUGAGCUACACAGAUGUUCAAAGAAUUCCCAAGUGCCCAAACCAUGAUGUUGGCUGCAUCAUUAAAACUGGAACAAAGAACAAUACAACACAUGGGAAGUCAUUCUACUUGUGCAAUAACACAAAAGAAAGAUGUGCUUUUGCUGAGCCUGCAAGCGAUAUUGAAGCCACUGUAUGUCCUGUUCAUCAGCAGAUGGUAGAAUUAAAAGCAUUUGCAACAAAACAGGAUGGGAUAAGGUGCUAUUUUCGUUGUAUGUAUGGAAAAGAAUUAGGUAGUGCUUGGUGUGGUAACGAAUUGGUUAAAAUGGUUAACAAGGAUGGUGUGGUGAAUCCUAGGGAGAAACUGAAAGACAUUAAAAAUUAUGCACACACUUUAAAAGAGAAACAGAAAAAGGUUUUUAAUGCAUUUGAAGGUCAACAAAAAAGAGUAGAAUCACAUUAUUUCAAGGAUAAAACGACUGUGGAGCAACAAAUAAUCGAAAGUCAACAAUCAAAGCAAUUACAAGGUGACCAUCACUCCCACAGUUCUUUACAAGACAGUCAUGUAGAGGAAUCUAAAGUGUUUCACAUACCGCGGGAUAGUUGUUUAUCAGAAAGUGCCGUAGAACACACUACUAAACUCAGUGAAGAGAAUUUGGCUGACCUUGAUACGUCUCGCUCAGUUUUUCAUAUUCCAAGAAAUGCGCGUAUCAGUGACGUUUCAGAAAAUAGCUCAAUGAAUUCCAGUGCAUCAUCAAAUAAAAGUGCAACAUUUGAUUCAAAUCCUACAGAUAAAAAAUCAAGUUCAAACACAAUAGAAAUUAUAAGUAGUGAUGAAGAAGAUGAGGUAAAAUCAGAGAAUACAAUGGAAUACCACACGUCAAGUAAUCCUGCAAAAAACAUUCUGCAUGGAACAAUUGAGUCAAUUGAGCUUGAAAUCAAAAAACAAACUAAUUUGUUACAAAAGAUUGGUCCACAUGCUCCUGAUGGAGGACAAAAAAUAAGAUCCAAUAUUGACUUAUUGAAUUCAAAAUUAAGGGAAAUGAAAAUGCACGGACAUCAAAAAGUAUUACCGCAAGCUCCACUGAAGAUUGCCUUGCCAUCAAUGGCAGCUCCAGUACCACAUUCUGUGAUAAACAUUGGAUAUGACCAUCCAGGAAGUCUGUAUAAUUUAGCUCAAAACCGAUCAGCCCCACUUUUUGGUGGCCGAAUGACAGAGACCAGACUAAAAGAAGUCGGUAGGAUUACAAAAGGAGCAAUUGAACAGCUGCACAAGUCACUUGAUACUUGUCCUGCUUCUGCAGAGGAAGCAGAAGACCCGAUUGGCUUGUGUGUGACAUUAAUGACUCAUCAAAGACAAGCAAUGGCUUGGUUGCUAUGGAGAGAAAAACAAAUCCCCUCUGGAGGAAUACUUGCUGACGAUAUGGGACUUGGAAAAACAUUAACCAUGAUCUCACUUGCCUUAAAAAGCAAACAAGACAAUACUAGUAAAAUUCAAGAACUAGGGUCGGAUUCAACAUUGCAGUUUUCAAGAUGUACUGUGGUGAUAUGUCCGGCUUCACUGGUUCAUCAGUGGCACAAAGAAAUCGAGAAAAGAGUGAAAAAACUACAAUUGCGUGUUUGUUUAUAUCAUGGUUCUAACAGAGAAAAAAGAGUGAAAAGAUUAGCAGCUCAUGACAUUGUUCUAACUACGUACAACAUAGUUAGUAUAGAAGGCAAACCAUUUGUUGAAAAGGAGAAGGAAAAACCAAAGGCUGGCUUAUCAGAAUGGCUAGAUUCCACUGCUCCGAAGAAACUGGAAGAAGGACCCCUGUUUAAAAUAUUUUGGAGGCGUAUAAUAUUAGAUGAAGGUCACAAUAUUAAAAACCACAAAACUGCUACCUCUAUAGCUAUCUGUGCUCUUGAAGGAGAGAGUCGUUGGAUAGUAACAGGAACCCCUAUACAAAACCAAACGAUGGAUUUGUACUCACUUGUAAAAUUUCUUCGAGUCUCUCCCUUUGACGAACUAAAAGUUUGGAAGAGAGAGGUGGACAAUAAGAACGCGAGUGGAACGAAAAGAAUGAAUUCUAUUGUCAACAGCAUUUUGUUGCGCCGUACAAAAGACCAAACUGAUUCAAAGACAGGCAAACCCAUAGUGUCGUUACCGAACCGCAGUAGUGUUUUGCACAAACUAGAAUUAUCAAAAGAUGAAAUGGCUGUUUACGAAGUCCUCCAAAAAUUCUCGAAGAACAUGUUCACACAAUUUUUGGACACUCGCCAUGGCGGUCACUCCACAACGUCUCAACCGAGAAGAUCUUCUAGUGAUGAAAUGCCGACCACUGUUCUGGGAAUGGAUAUUGACAAAGCUCUGUCUGUGUUUGGCUUAAGAGGUGUGAACGCUGUAAAUGCUGGAUGUCUUCUAGUGCUUGUGUUAAGAUUGCGGCAGUGCUGUGGACACCUCAGUUUAAUGUGUGAUGCUUUGGAUAGUGAAUUAUGUAAAACAGAAGGUAUCGAUUUACCAUUGGAUGAACAGUUUGGAAAUCUUUCUAUUGAUGCAGAUAGUCCAUUGUUUAAAGAAAGUCGACCAGUUCAACUGCAGCCAACUUAUAAGAGUACCAAGAUAUCAGCAUUACUGGAUUGUCUCAGAGAGAUAAGUAAAAAACCAACUGAAGGAAAAAGCGUUAUUGUAUCGCAAUGGACUCGCAUGCUAGACACAAUAGCGUAUCAUUUGAAGAAUGAAGGAUUUAACUUUGAGUUUAUUACUGGAAGUGUGAACGCGAAAAAACGAUCGGAGUUAGUGGAGUUGUUCAAUACUGAGAGAAAUCCACAGGUUAUGUUAGUGUCUCUAAAAGCUGGUGGUGUUGGCUUGAAUUUGAUUGGUGGAAAUAAUCUAUUUUUACUUGAUCAGCAUUGGAAUCCUGCUUUAGAAGAACAGGCGUGUGAUAGGAUAUACCGAGUUGGCCAGAAAAAAGAUGUCGUUAUUCAUAGAUUUUUGUGUGUGAACACAGUUGAGGAGAGGAUUGUGCAGUUGCAAGAAAAAAAGAAAUCGAUCGCCAACAGUGUUUUAUAUGGUGGAAAAUCACAGAAACUUACCCUUGAUGAUCUCAAGACAAUAUUUGGGUUAUCGAGGUAACGAAAUCAAACUAUCGAGGCAAUCAUUGACCAGUGAUGACUAUGGGACAUUUACAAAUCACGUCCUUUCUAUUUUUCGUUUUGUUCGUUAAAAAGUAUCAACAAGUUGUAAAAAUCCGUGUAUAAGCCCACUUAUAGACGACAAGUCCGGCGAAUUCGUUGCUUUUUUAAAGGGAUGCUUUAUAUUAAAUUGUUGUACCCCAAUUUGGCCUUAAAUUAAUACUUCUUUGUGUUCGCUCGUCUUGUAAACAAACAUGCCGACUGAAUCCUUCCCGACCUCUCUGUCCGUCGAGAAGGUUAUUGACAAAAGUUGGCGCUAAUUUUGUGUGUAGUUUUGUAAUUUGUGUAUAAUCUAUACAUGUAUUUAUACGUAAAAAAAUAUUUUUUGUUAAAAA